AUGAAAUCGGACGGGCAGGACAAAGUCUUUGAAGAGCAGAAGACUCCUGUAGAGCUUGCAAGCUAUCUGUGCAGAAGGAAAAGCGUGUGGGAACAGCCAGACCCCUACGGUGCUGAGCAGACAGUCAGAGGGCAGGGCUUGGGGAACCUGGCUGCAAAUUCCCGGUUCGGCCAUAAAACUCACAGUGAAGUUUUGUCUCCGUCUCGCCGGGUCCAGACCCCUGUCCUGAUCCUCCCAUCUCCCGAGCUGCUUUUGGAGAACAAGGGGCCCAACGGGAAGCACAAACGGGCCCCCGUCCGGUGUUUGGAAGGAGAGCCUUCCCACCACCACCUCGGAGCAGCCACCGAGAAGGCCCUCCGCCGCGUGUCCCAUCAGCCGUCCGCCCUGUCGGGGACCGAGAGGAGGGACUCCGUCGGGGAUCUGAAGGGCCAGGAAGCCAACUCCUUCCAGUACAACCCCAUCCGGAGCAGCUUCGCCGCCAGCCCGGCCGCCUGCCCGCCGCUCAGCACCGCCGGCUGCGCCCUGGGCGCCCUCCGCGAGCACCAGCCUUCGCCCUAUUCCACCGUUCCGUACAAGUUCUUCUCAGACCCGUCCACCAUCAACGAGAAAAGGAAGCAGCGCCGGAUCCGCACGACGUUCACCAGCUCCCAGCUGAAGGAGCUGGAAAGAGUCUUCGCAGAGACGCACUACCCCGACAUCUACACCAGGGAAGAGCUGGCCCUUAAGAUCGACCUCACAGAAGCCAGAGUGCAGGUCUGGUUUCAGAACCGCCGGGCCAAGUUCCGCAAGCAAGAGCGAGCCGCCAACGCCAAGGGGCAGAACGGUAACAACGGGGGCAGCUCCUCCGCCCCCAAGAAGCCGGACCCCCACUCUUCCUCCGAAGACGACGAGUCCAAGGAGUCCAACUGCAGCCCCACCCCGGACAGCACGGCCUCCCUGCCCACGGCGGGCAACCUGAACAGUCCCGGAGGCAGCCUGAGCCCCAGCCCGGGCACGGGGCAACAGGGCAUGGGUCCCGGCCACGCCACCCAGGCCCUCAAGAACCAGGCUUUGUGGGCCGGGGUGGGCACCAGCCACGGGGCCACCAACACGGCUGACCUCCUGAAGGCUUGGCAGCCGGCAGAACCGAUGCCGGGACCUUUCUCCGGCGUCCUCUCGUCUUUCCACCGGAAGCCCAACCCUCUCAAGGCUAACCUCUUCUAA
This is a messenger RNA of Pogona vitticeps (central bearded dragon), 1203 nucleotides long. NCBI's taxonomy places the organism in Eukaryota, Metazoa, Chordata, Lepidosauria, Squamata, Agamidae. The record is from RefSeq and is a predicted model, not a curated record.